UGACGUUGCAGAGUCAGCAUCGUCCAUACUAGCAGUGAAAUUCAAGUACCCGGAAUUCACGAAGGUCUUGAGCUGGUGCCAUGUGAACUUGGCUGGAUAGUGCGCGAGCAGCUCUUCCCUUGUUGGAGGACCUGCUCGCAGGGAAACAUUGUCUGGUGUAUUCAGCUCUAUGGUCAUCGUCGUUGAUGAAUAACUCUGAAGGCAAGUGCCGCAAGUCCAAAUGUUACCCUGAUUAGGUCAUGUGAAGUUUGAACAUUUCUUUGACAAGCUUGACAAUGUUGACAUGCUUGACACUGUUGAGUUAACGUUGACAGCUGAUACCGUGGAUUUCGUAGUCAUGUCGCCAACAGCGGCUGCGGAAUUGGCUUAUAGAUAAACUUGAGUCUGAUGUCGAAUUCAUCGCCACAAUAAUGAAGGUUUCUCAGAUCGCUAUACCUGACAUCGCUAUACCCAGCACUAUCCUUCAGACAAUCGUACGUUCGGUUGGCGCAUUCAAUGUCGCUUGUUCAUUUGCAGCACUGUGGACUUUUGUCAAAGUAAUAAGGGCACUUCGCUGGCGGUUCAGGACCACUCAGCUCCGUGGUCCACCUCGUACCAGCUUCGUAUAUGGCGUUUCGAACGACCUCGUCUCAUCUAAAGACAGUGCUACAAUCUAUGAACAUUGGGCCCAGGACUAUGGGGUAGUCUAUAUGAUUCCGUCAGUCCUCGGACAGACAAAAAUCGUGCUAAGUGACCCAAGAGCCAUCGCACAUUUUUAUGCCCGAGAAUCAUGGACCUACGUGCAGACGCCCCUUUCUCUGGCGUUGGUAGAGAACUUGGUCGGCAGAGGAGUACUAUGGUCUCAGGGUGAAAGUCACAGGAGGCAGCGGAAGGCCCUUACUCCGGCCUUUAGUAAUGCCGCUAUUCGGAAACUCACAUCAGUGUUUUACGAUUCAGCAUAUAAGGUCAAGAGUGCAUGGGAUACCGAUCUACAAUCGAGCAAAGAUGGGAAUGCUGUCAUUGAAGUUCAACAUUGGAUGAAUCAUAUCUCUUUGGAUACGAUUGGCAUCGCUGGUUUCUCCCAUGAUUUUGGCUCACUAGACGGAAAGCAUGCCAGCGUCACGGAAAUGUUUGAUACUUUCAGCAACAACCCAAAGGCGUCAGCAGUGAACGAGGCCAUUCUCCUGCUCGCAUCGGUCUUUCCUGUCAUUACCAAGAUACCCGAUCAGCGGAUGAAGCUGAGGAAUAAUCUCAACGUCGCUAUGGGUAACAUAUCCAAUGACUUAUUGCUUCGCAGUCGCCGGGAGAAGCAUGUAAGUGUGAACCAGACAGAAGAAGAAAAAUCUAUCAUCGGACUGUUAAUCAAAGCUGAAGAUCAGGAUGCCGAGCUUCACAUAUCCGAGGAGGAAGUAUUGGCUCAGAUGAAGGUCUUACUUGUCGCGGGUUACGAAACGACAUCGAUCAGUCUUACAUGGGCGCUGAUCGAGUUAUCGCGACACCCCGAUGUCCAAACCAGACUCAGAGAGGAACUACUUACAUUCGGUGCUGAUCCGACAUAUGAUCAAUUAAAGGUCGACCUGCCAUACCUGGAUGCUGUCGUCCAUGAAAUUCUACGACUCCACCCUCCGGUGACUGAGUUCAAUCGUGUUGCACGUGUAGACGACGUGAUUCCCUUGAGCGAACCUGUACGCACGCAGUCCGGGAAAAUGACGAACAGUAUAUCCAUUGCGAAGGGGUCCUUGAUCGUGAUCCCAAUCAGGGCAAUCAAUCGCUCUUCGACCAUAUGGGGACCUGACGCAAAAGAAUUCAAGCCUGACCGUUGGCUGACUGAAGAUGGUAUUAGUGGGAAGGCCAAGGAAGUCCAAGGUCAUAGGCAUCUACUGACGUUUGUUGAUGGCCCGAGGACGUGUCUUGGAAAAGAUUUUGCGAUUGCGGAAUUCAAGGUGAUUGGUGCGAAUCGACUAGUUUGGACGUUGCUCACUGUGAUACAGACGGUUGUAUCGGUUCUGGUGAAGAACUUCGUGUUUGAGAUGCGGGAUGGACCAGAUACCCAGGUAGAAAUUGCGAGAGGACUUUUGCCCCGUCCGCGGGUUGUUGGAGAGGACAUCAUCGGAGUACCUUUGAGAGUCCGUCGGUAUGAAUGAUAGGAUGCACUGCACUGGCAGAUUUAUAUAGAAUAGGCAUGUAAUAAUAUGUACUUUGUAUCAUGCUCGGGCAAUCAGAGGUGCUCUGAUUCUAUUAUCAUACACUGGUAGUUGUGGAAGAAGCAGGGCGCUGUACAGGCGGGAUUCAACCA
Suillus bovinus is the source of this 2275-nucleotide messenger RNA. Its product is annotated as cytochrome P450. The record is from RefSeq and is a predicted model, not a curated record. NCBI's taxonomy places the organism in Eukaryota, Fungi, Basidiomycota, Agaricomycetes, Boletales, Suillaceae. The transcript is spliced from 12 exons. Gene Ontology annotation, molecular function: iron ion binding; monooxygenase activity; oxidoreductase activity, acting on paired donors, with incorporation or reduction of molecular oxygen. The coding region runs from base 411 to 2123 and encodes 570 amino acids.